AUGCCGGACAGGUUUGCUCGCCCACCGUUCAACUGCUAUGACGGGAAGACUGAUCCGAUAGAACACAUCAGCCAUUAUAUUCAGAUGAUGUUUUUGCAUACUCAUAACGAUGUGCUCAUGUGCAAGGUAUUUCCCUCGAGUUUGGGACCGACUGCAUUGAGAUGGUUCAAUAGGUUGCAGAAAGGAUCCAUAAGAAAUUUUUCCGAGCUAAUUCAAGAGUUCGAAGUCCGGUUUGUGACGUGCAACCGAGUACCUCAACCAGUUGAUGUGCUCCUGUCAAUGAAAAUGAGGACAGGAGAGACCCUUCGUAGUUACGCCAGUCGGUAUUGGGAGCUAUACAUCGAGAUCGGCGGGGAUAACGAAAGGGUGGCGGCAAGUACAUUUAGAAUGGGGUUGCCCGAGGAUUCAAGGCUAAGAGAGUCAUUAACCAAAAAGCCGCCCGAAGGCAUGCGGCAGCUUAUGAGACACAUCAAGGAAUACAAACGAUUAGAAGAUGACCGGUUAUAG
Molecule: messenger RNA, 507 nt
Organism: Quercus robur (English oak)
Lineage: Eukaryota; Viridiplantae; Streptophyta; Magnoliopsida; Fagales; Fagaceae
Exons: 1
Coding region: 1-507 (168 amino acids)
Source: RefSeq, a predicted model, not a curated record